UGUUUUGAUUAAAAAGAUAUUAUUACGAGAUAUUCUGAAAUGGAUAAAAUAGAAUAAAACACAUCCGUCAAUCGUCACAAUUGUAAUAAAAUGGAUACAGCCUCCUCAACAAUUAUCUUGUCAAUCUUGCUUUUAUAUUCAGUCACGUUGUUAGGAGCCUACGGCAUUAGCAAAGGUUCGCGGAUCAAUCUUUGCGAUGAGAAAAUGAUUGAUUCAUUUACAACUACGUUUGAUUCUUGUCUUCGCAGAGACAUUCAAAAUAUACAGGAAAACGAAAAUUAUGAACCAUUAUCUGGAUUGGCAGAGGAAUUCGAAACAUGUUUUCAUGCAUCUUACCAAUUACAAUGUCAAUUUCGACAAUGGCUACUGUAUAAAAAUGCUAUGAAAAGUUUCAUAUCUAGUAUGAAGGAUAAAAGUUGGAGAGUUUACAAUUCCUUUACACUGGUUGGAAAAUUCGAAAUAUACAACUGUUUUCUCAGCAUUAAUUUUUCAAAAAUUGAAUUAUGUCUGCCUAGUCUCUAUGGUUACAUUUCUCAGAACACUAUUAAAAAUGCAAAAUUAUCAAAUUACUAUAGAUUUGCCGAUUUAUGCAUAACUAAAAUAUUCGAAUCGUGUCCUGCUAAUUUGAAAAAUACUUUCAAAGAACUAUUGAUGUCAGUCGGAGAGAUCCAAGAGAUAAAAACAGGAAUGACUACGACUAUAAUCCCUGAAAAUACCGAUUUUACGAAUGAACUUUCGCAAGGAUAUCAAACAUCCACGUCAAAUUAUUAUACAAGUACAACGCAUAAGUUUCUUCGAAGCAAAUUUCAGCCAUAUGUUACGGUCCCGAUUAAUACAAACUUAGCUUUGAACAUUCCAGCAAACAUUCCAUCAAAAUUUGCCUUCUCUCCUUAUAUUACAGUUGAUCCGAUUCUUUCUAGACAGAUUUCAACGUCUCCAAACGAACCUUCUGAAAACGGCGUUUUUCCUCAUGUUAAUUCAACAGAUAUAUUUCAUACGAAUGCAAAAGCGAUAAGAAGUACUUCAGAAAUUGAGCCAGUAAAAGUUUCCGAGCAAGUUUUUAAUCCGUAUAUUACACUCCAAUCGAUUACCCAAAUUCCUUCUUAUAGAGGAGCUUUUAAACCGUAUUUGGAUAACUCGAAGUCUGCUACUGAAGCUACGUCAAAAAGUUCAGCUACAGAGACAAUUACAACUGAUCAAAUUACUUAUAGUUCUAGUGUUUUAGUGCCCAACAGUUCAAACACUUCAGGAAACGAUAACUCAGAAAGUUCAACUGUUUCAACAGCAUCUACUAGUGACAUAAACAUAACCACAAAUUUAUUUAAUCAAUCGACACAAACAGAUGAAAAUAAAACGGAACAUCCCACAUUUGUAACAGUCAACAGAACAGAUAUGAAUACAACGAACAGUCAAUUAUCAAUUACCAUUACAGAGAGUCACUCGGUAACUACAGAAACAACUUUAACUCAUCAGCCUUCUCAAGGAAAUGUGACAAUGCAGGAUAAAAGUUCAACGAAAUCUCAAACGAAUUCACACAACGAAACACAAGUAACCAAUUCAACUAAUGUAACAACGGAAAUAUCAGAGAAAAAUAACAAGGGUAAAACAGAAAUUGGACCUCCUGAUCAAAAUGGAACGGUACCACAUAUUAAAAUAGUUACAAAAGAGUCUACAACUGAAAAACAAAUAACAGUUUCCUUAACACCAGAAACACACAAUUCUACAGAAUCUAAGCAAGUAGAAAACACUACGAUAGAAGUUAUAUCUGGAAAUUCAAGCGUCGUUUUAACUCAUUCUGAAUUAAACAAUUCCACUGAAUCUACACAAACGACAAACGCUAAAACUGAAAAUCCAAGUACUGCUGUACACCAUUCUGAAUUAAACAAUUCCACUGAAUCUACACAAACGACAAACGCUAAAACUGAAAAUCCAAGUGAUACUGUACACCAUUCUGAAUUAAACAAUUCCACUGAAUCUACACAAACGACAAACGCUAAAACUGAAAAUCCAAGUGCUACUGUAAACCAUUCUGAAUUAAACAAUUCCACUGAGUCGGGACAGGUUACAAAGACUACAAUAGAAGUUUCAUCUGGAAAUGCAAGCGUCGUUGUAACUCCUUCUGAAUCGAAUAAUUCCACUGAAUCAGGACAUAAUGUAAAUACUGGGAUAAAAAUUGAUACUGGAACUUCAAAUAUCGUUGUAACUCAUCCUACACAGAUGAGUUUUACUGAAUCAGUGACAAACAGUGAGAUAAAAACUGAACUUGGAAAUUUAAGUACCACUGUAAGUCAUUAUGAAUCAAAUAGUUCAACUGAAUCUGGAGAGGCUGCAAAAACUGAGAUAAAAGCUAAUUCUGGAAAUGAAAAUAUCGUUGUAACUCAUCCUGCACCAAAGAAUGCUACUGAAUCCGCAUAAAAAGGAAAUCCUUGCGAUAAAAAUUUUCAGAAUUGAAAAUUCAAGAAUUUCUGAAUCAGAGAAUCCGACAAAUUGUAAUCAAGUAGUAAAAGUAAUGCUAAGACACUUGUAGAAGUUGAAAAUUCAAAUACGAUUUCGCAUCAUUCCGAUUCUGAGAAAUUUCAGUGUCAAAUUUAAUCAAACUGUUCCUGAUUUGUCUCCACAAAUUAAUCAAAUAUAAACAUUUAGAAAAAUAGAAUAUAAAUAUAAAUUUCAUGUUUAGAAUACUGAAAUAUGCGAUUUACUGAAAACACUCAUGCAAACUGGACAACGAGAUAUAAACUGUCAAAAAAUUAGUUACGUUUCUUAUUAAAGUAGAAAGGAUAAUAUAAAUAAUAGCCCGUUUUAGUGUUUUUAAAUGUCUCCAAACAAAACAAAGAAACACUUAUCGUAAAUUUAUCGAAAUUUUUUAUUUAAUUAUUAUUUAAUAAUGUGAUUUUCAAUGGACAAUCUUUAACUACUGUAACUUUUUAUUUUAAUAAAUAGCCUAUUUGUUAACUAGUUGGAUUUGUUUGCAAUAUUUUCUGUAAUAAAAUACUAAUCAGAAAUAUUUUGUAUUAAAGCUCGUUAUUUUAAACUUAUAAGGAACGUCUAAAUCGGUCAUGAGUAACCCGCGAGUUCCCCUUCUGUCUUGGAAGUUUUGUGUGAAAAUUAUUAAGCUAUUGUUCAUCCGCCUGAUUUUUAAUGGCACUUUUCCGGUUUUCUGUUGAACGUGUCUUGUUUAUAGAUCUCCCGCAAGAAAUAUAUUUAUACAAUCAAACCUCGGUUUUCGGAC
Messenger RNA from Centruroides sculpturatus (bark scorpion), 3229 nucleotides. Its product is annotated as dentin sialophosphoprotein-like. The record is from RefSeq and is a predicted model, not a curated record. The coding region runs from base 91 to 2415 and encodes 774 amino acids. Lineage: Eukaryota; Metazoa; Arthropoda; Arachnida; Scorpiones; Buthidae. The transcript is spliced from 7 exons.